GCAGCAAUAUUUUUUUUGUCACAUAAAAUGGCGUCGUUGUCGAGCCUAUUACCGGCUCCCGUGCAGCCAGUAUGGGACCGAGAUGACGAAUUAAAGGCAAAGCGUGUUGGUAGUGCCCUUGUUGUUUCGCAGACCAGUGUUCCACCUUACGGUCAAAGAAGAGGAUGGGUCCCACGCACGGAAGAAGAUUUUGGAGAUGGUGGUGCGUUUCCCGAGAUACACGUAGCUCAAUAUCCAUUGGGUAUGGGAGCCCGUGGCAAGGAGAGCACAUCAAAUGCUUUAGCUGUCCAAUUAGAUGAGUCAGGAAGGGUGAAAUACUCGGCUAUAGCUCGUCAAGGCCAUGGAGCAGAUAAGAUAAUCUACUCAAAGCUAACAGAUCUUCUGCCAUCGGAGGUGCUGUCAGAAGACGAUCCAAGUCUCCAGAAACCUUCAGAGGAGGAUAUACAGGAAAUAACAGAGAAAACAAAAUUAGCUCUUGAGAAACUGACCAAUGCAAAGAUAUCAGCCGCUAUGCCGGUUAAAGCUGCUCCCAAGGCUGCUCCCGCCCAAUACAUCAGAUACACUCCCGCCCAACAGGGUGGACAGUUUAAUUCGGGCGCCAAACAGAGAGUUAUCAGAAUGGUUGAAGCCCAAUCAGAUCCUUUGGAGCCGCCCCGCUUUCAAAUAAACCGCAAGAUACCCCGCGCGGCGCCUUCGCCCCCGGCCCCCGUGCUCCACUCGCCACCACGGAGAGUCUCCGUCAAACAACAGAGAGAUUGGAAAGUCCCACCCUGUGUGUCACACUGGAAGAACGCCAAGGGUUACACAAUACCGUUAGACAAACGUCUAGCGGCCGACGGCCGUGGUCUCCAACAGGUUCACAUCAACGAGAACUUCUCCAAGUUGGCGGAGGCUUUGUACAUAGCUGAUAGGAAAGCGAGAGAGGCUGUGGAGGCGAGAGCACAGCUGGAAAGGAGAUUGGCUCAGAGAGAGAAGGAGAAGAAGGAAGAACAUUUGAGGAUGCUGGCGCAGAGAGCAAGAGAUCAUAGAGCAGGUAUAAGGAAUCCGGAAGAUGAAGCAGAAGAGGGCUUAGACGUUGCCCCAGAGGGAGAGCUCUCUGUGGCGGAGAGAGAUAAGUUGAGAGCAGAGAGACACAGAGAUAGGCAGAGAGAUAGGAAUCUGGCUCGAGCUGCACCGGACAAGAGGUCCAAACUGGUGAAGGAGAGGGAACGCGACAUAUCCGAGCAAAUAGCUUUGGGACUCCCGGCCAAGAACAACACGGGGGAUGCCAUGUUCGAUCAGAGAUUGUUCAACAACAGCAAAGGAAUGGACAGCGGUUACGGUGAUGACGAGGCCUAUACGGUGUACGAUAAGCCGUGGAGAAAUCAGGACGGCAUUGGAUCACAUAUAUACAGACCCUCGAGGAACGCUGAUAAGGAUAACUAUGGAGAUGUUGAUAGUCUAGCGGCUAACAAACGUUUCGUUGCUGACAAGACAUUUGCUGGGAGUAGCGGUGGAGCACCUCGUUCAGGACCCGUCAACUUUGAGAAGGAUACCAGAGAGGAACCGAGUCGAGGCCAGCCCGAAGCUGAUCCUGAUCCGUUUGGUUUGGAUCGGUUCUUGAGUGAAGCCAAACGAGCUGAUAAGGCGAGGAAGAGAGAUCACCACGAGCCGCAUGCCAAGAGGAGGAGGGAUUAGAUUAGGGUACGGGGAAUGUUUAGGUCUGCCGCGUGCCUUAUACAUACAAAAUAAAUCGUAUUUCCCCAACCGCACCUUUCCAUCAACAGCAUAAUGUACAUUGUCCGAUAAUUUGUCAAAGUUUAAAUAAAAAAAUUGUAAAUAUUA
Messenger RNA from Danaus plexippus (monarch butterfly), 1824 nucleotides. RefSeq names its product puff-specific protein Bx42 (gene Bx42). Gene Ontology annotation, cellular component: spliceosomal complex. Bases 28 to 1677 code for a protein of 549 amino acids. Lineage: Eukaryota; Metazoa; Arthropoda; Insecta; Lepidoptera; Nymphalidae. Gene Ontology annotation, biological process: mRNA splicing, via spliceosome. The record is from RefSeq and is a predicted model, not a curated record. The transcript has 13 exons.